UUCUACGACUGCACUACUACUACUACUGCUACUAACUAGUGUUUUCUCUCUUUCUUUUUUCAACACUCUUCUCUAGAGAGAGAGAGAAAGACUCGUACUGUUGAGAGAGAAAGAAGAGGUUAAUGGCGGUGUCUCGGAGAUGGGUUUGUGUUUCGGUUGCUGUUCUUCUCAUGUUCUGUUUCGCCGGAGUAAUGGCCAGAGUUCGCAUGGAUUCGAGAGAUGAAGGAACAGAGGAGUUGCAGAGCUCGAGUAACUCAACAAUGGCUGCCAGAGGUUCUGGUAAGGAUGAGGAAGCUGUCAAUCAUGAACAUGCAGUGGAAAACCCAGAUGAAGUUGCUUCCAUGGUUGAAAUGGAAAUUCGCAACAGUACUGAGAGGAGAAAGCUUGGAUUCUUCUCAUGUGGAACUGGGAACCCAAUUGAUGACUGCUGGCGCUGUGACCCCAACUGGCAAAAGAACCGCAAGCGUUUAGCUGACUGUAGCAUUGGUUUUGGUAAAAACGCCAUUGGUGGUCGUGAUGGUCGCUUCUAUGUGGUCACUGAUCCCAAGGACGAUGACCCUGUUAACCCAAAGCCCGGAACUCUUCGUCAUGCUGUUAUCCAGGAAGAGCCUCUGUGGAUUGUAUUCAAGAGAGACAUGGUUAUCCAGUUAAAGCAGGAGCUCAUCAUGAACAGCUUCAAAACUAUUGAUGGUCGUGGUGUCAAUGUCCACAUUGCUAAUGGAGCCUGCAUCACCGUUCAAUUUGUCACCAACAUCAUUAUUCAUGGUCUCCACAUCCAUGACUGCAAGCCCACUGGCAACGCCAUGGUUAGGAGCUCGCCCUCUCAUUUUGGGUGGCGAACAAUUUCUGAUGGUGAUGCCGUCUCAAUUUUUGGAUCAAGCCACAUUUGGGUUGAUCACAAUUCACUUUCUAACUGUGCCGAUGGUCUCGUCGAUGCUGUCAUGGGCUCGACUGCCAUUACCAUUUCCAACAACCACUUCACCCACCACAAUGAGGUUAUGCUGUUGGGACAUAGUGAUUCAUACACAAAAGACAAGUUGAUGCAAGUUACCAUUGCCUACAACCAUUUUGGAGAAGGUCUUAUCCAGAGAAUGCCAAGAUGUAGGCACGGAUAUUUCCAUGUGGUGAACAAUGACUACACUCAUUGGGAGAUGUAUGCCAUUGGUGGAAGUGCAGAUCCCACCAUUAAUAGCCAGGGUAACAGAUACGCUGCUCCAACUAACCGUUUUGCAAAAGAGGUGACAAAGAGGGUGGAGACAUCUGCUGGUGUCUGGAAAAACUGGAAUUGGAGGUCAGAGGGAGAUCUGCUAUUGAAUGGUGCCUACUUCACCCCAUCUGGCGCAGGAGCCGCGAAUAGCUAUGCUAGAGCCUCAAGCUUGGGAGCCAAGUCCUCAUCUAUGGUUGGAACCAUUACUUCCAAUGCUGGUGCACUUCCUUGUCGCAGAGGUCAUCAAUGCUAGUAGUAUAUGAGUAUUGAGUCUUCUAUUAAAUGGCCAAAAGAAAAAGGGCAUUUUUUUCUUCUUCUUUUCAUUUGAUCUUUUUUUUUUUUUCUUUCCCUUAUAAUUUUACAAUUAUAUAGCAUUUACCCCUUUCCCCAUAUCAUAUCCAUAUCUCUUACCUUUUAAACACCCCAAAAAAAAACCAAAAGAAAAAAGAAAGCAUUUACCAUAUCCCACCCAUUGUUUUGUCUCCAUUCUUAAAUGUUUGGCAUAUUUUGACAAGUGUACAUUAUGUAACACAUGUCAAUACUAUCAUAUUAUCCCAUUGUAUUGCCAGUUUGUGUAUCUGUUACUGCCCAACCUCGGCCUACUUCAACCAAAAAAUACAAUCACAUUUUAGGAGUAGGCGCGGAAGCGUUGUUCCCUUUGUUCUUCCUUUUGUUCAUCUUUUUCUUUCUUUCUUCCUAAGCUUCCUUCUAAAGUCCAAACCAACUGUGUGUCCCUUUCCCCCCCAAAUUCAAAACCCAUCUUUAUUUCUUUUCCGGUUUAUAGGAUUUGAAUGAUUUUGUGAUUUUUACUUUUUUUUUUUUUUGGUCUUGCUUUGAAAUUGUCCAGUCAUACAAAGCAAUAGUAUGAAUGUCAAAGUUGAGUCGUACAAGACUUUGUUACAGAAUGAUGCAUAGCAAUAGCAAGUGAUGCCUCUCUUUUUUUA
Molecule: messenger RNA, 2151 nt
Organism: Humulus lupulus (European hop)
Lineage: Eukaryota; Viridiplantae; Streptophyta; Magnoliopsida; Rosales; Cannabaceae
Product: probable pectate lyase 8
Exons: 7
Coding region: 123-1460 (445 amino acids)
Molecular function (GO): pectate lyase activity
Source: RefSeq, a predicted model, not a curated record